GUCGAGUACCUCCCGAACCUUCUCGAGCUCCGCCGCGCACGCCACCACGGUGCUCUGCGUCCGCAAGGAUGGGGAGGUCGUGGUGAUGGCCGACGGUCAGGUCACGCUCGGCAGCCAGGUGAUCAAGCCAAACGUCAAGAAAGUGCGUCGAUUACAAGGCGGGGUCGUCGGAGGGUUCGCUGGCGCAACUGCGGACGCGUUCACUCUCUUCGAGCGGCUGGAGAUGAAGCUCGAGGAGCACCCGGGACAGCUCACGCGCGCCGCGGUGGAGCUCGCCAAGGCGUGGCGCAACGACAAGUACCUUCGACGACUGGAGGCAACCAUGGUGGUGGCGGACAAGCACCACACGUUUCAGAUCACAGGUGGGGGCGAUGUCAUCGAACCCCACGACGGAGUCAUCGGCAUCGGCUCAGGAGGACCGUAUGCCACCGCCGCAGCGAGGGCACUCGUCGACAUCGACGGGAUGGACGCGAUGGCGAUUGCCAAGAAGGCCAUGAACAUUGCUGCCGACACGUGCGUGUACACCAACCACAACUUCAUCAUCGAGUCCAUUGGACCCAAUGACGAAGUCGGCGGUGGCGACGCGGCGAAGAAGGGGGACGAGAAAGGAGGCAAAGAGAAGAAGUGAGUCGAGCCUUCGCCCACUGAUUGUUUUUUUAUUCUUGGUGUGCUGUUUGAAAGCCAAAACGGCUGCCUGAGC
Micromonas commoda is the source of this 700-nucleotide messenger RNA. RefSeq lists its product with no specific name. Gene Ontology annotation, cellular component: proteasome core complex; HslUV protease complex. The record is from RefSeq and is a predicted model, not a curated record. Gene Ontology annotation, molecular function: threonine-type endopeptidase activity. The transcript has a single exon. The coding region runs from base 86 to 628 and encodes 180 amino acids. Lineage: Eukaryota; Viridiplantae; Chlorophyta; Mamiellophyceae; Mamiellales; Mamiellaceae.